AUGAUUUUAUGUGUUUAUUUGUUAUGUGGACAUAUUAUGUAUUUAUAUAUAUUAUUAUAUCAUAUUCAAAAAAUAAAUAUUGGAAUUGAACUUAAAGAUUGUAUUGUUAAUUUUAUAUUUAUUAUUAUAUUUUCUAUGAAUAAUAUUGAAAACUUUUUUAAAGAUUUAUUAAAUCGAUAUAAAUAUUUUCGUAAAUGGUACUAUGGCCGAGUUGGUCCAAGGCGUGAGAUUUAA
Messenger RNA from Pneumocystis jirovecii RU7, 234 nucleotides. RefSeq lists its product as uncharacterized. The record is from RefSeq and is a predicted model, not a curated record. Lineage: Eukaryota; Fungi; Ascomycota; Pneumocystomycetes; Pneumocystales; Pneumocystaceae. The coding region runs from base 1 to 234 and encodes 77 amino acids. The transcript has 7 exons.